CUUCAGCACCAGUCCCUCUCCCUCUUCCUCUCUCUCUCUCUCUCUCUCUCUCUCCCUCUAUCUCUCAGUCUGUCUCUCUCCUCACAUGCAGAAGAAUUGUUCUCCAUGAGGCGCUCCGCUUCACUCACGGCUGGAUUUCUGCGUUUAUGAUUCUCUUCAAACAGUUCGUUUUCUAAGGCUUGAUUUUUGAGGCAGGAGAGAAAAUGGCUCAAAGCGCGCUGCUUUUUUUAUUAUGGCUAUUCGGCACAUCUCUCGCUGGCUUCCCCAAUCAAAUAAAUAUCGGUGGGCUCUUCAUGCGUUCCACCGUGCAAGAACACAGCGCUUUCAGAUUCGCUGUGCAGCUCUACAACACCAAUCAGAACAUGACUGAGAAACCCUUCCAUCUCAAUUACAACGUAGAUAACCUGGAGUCCUCCAACAGUUUCUCUGUCACUCAUGCAUUUUGUUCGCAGUUCUCCAGAGGGGUGUAUGCCAUCUUUGGCUUCUAUGACAAGAAGUCCAUGAACACACUGACCUCCUUCUGCGGGGCCCUCCACACCUCCUUCGUCACACCCAGCUACCCCAUCGACUCAGACGUGCAGUUUGUCAUCCAGAUGCGCCCUCCAUUGAAGGGUGCCGUCCUGAGUCUCCUGUCUCACUACAAGUGGGACAAGUUCGUCUACCUCUAUGACACAGACAGAGGAUUUUCCAUUCUUCAAGCCAUUAUGGAGGCUGCAGUGGCAAACAACUGGCAAGUUACAGCGCGGUCGGUGGGCAGCAUCACGGACCCCCAGGAGUUCCGGCGCAUCAUUGAGGAAAUGGACAGGAGACAGGAGAAGCGCUACCUCAUCGACUGUGAAGUGGACAGAAUCAAUGUCAUCUUGGAGCAGGUUGUGGCACUCGGAAAGAACAGUCGGGGCUACCAUUAUGUUAUUGCCAAUCUGGGCUUCACCAACAUCAGCCUGGACAAGGUUUUUCUCGGUGGAGCAAACAUUAGUGGCUUCCAGAUAAUCAAUCCCGAAAACACAGUUGUUCAACAGUUUCUCCAGAGAUGGGACCGUCUAGAUGAAAGAGAGUUUCCUGAAGCUAGAAACACACCUCUGAAGUACACUUCAGCGCUGUCUUAUGAUGCUAUCCUGGUCAUUGCGGAGGCGUUCCGAUACCUGCGACGCCAGCGAGUAGAUGUGUCCAGACGAGGCAGUGCGGGCGAUUGCCUAGCUAACCCUGCGGUCCCUUGGAGCCAAGGCAUCGACAUUGAACGAGCUCUCAAAAUGGUCCAGGUGCAAGGGAUGACUGGCAAUAUCCAGUUUGACAGCUUUGGUCGCAGAUCAAACUACACUAUUGAUGUUUAUGAAAUGAAAACAGGGGGCCCAAGAAAAAUUGGAUACUGGAACGAGUUUGAGCGCUUUGUUAAUAUAAUGGAUCAGCAGUACACCAACGAUUCCUCAGUGGAAAACCGAACAAUUGUGGUCACUACUAUUAUGGAAGCACCAUAUGUGAUGUACAAGAAAAACCACAUGCAUCUGGAAGGCAAUGACAAGUAUGAAGGCUACUGUGUCGAUUUAGCUUCUGAGAUUGCCAAACAUGUCGGGAUUAAGUACAGACUGUCCAUAGUCAUGGAUGGAAAAUAUGGCGCCCGUGACCCAGAAACCAAGACUUGGAAUGGGAUGGUGGGUGAACUAGUCUAUGGGAGAGCAGAUAUAGCCGUCGCACCAUUAACAAUCACGCUAGUGCGAGAGGAAGUCAUUGACUUUUCUAAGCCCUUCAUGAGUUUGGGCAUCUCCAUUAUGAUCAAGAAACCUCAGAAGUCCAAGCCGGGUGUGUUCUCCUUCCUGGACCCUCUGGCGUAUGAGAUCUGGAUGUGUAUCGUUUUCGCCUACAUCGGCGUCAGCGUGGUGCUGUUCCUCGUGAGCCGCUUCAGUCCCUAUGAGUGGCACCUGGAUGAGACUGAUGAAGCCAAAGACCCCCAGACCCCUCCAGACCCGCCUAAUGACUUUGGGAUUUUUAACAGCCUGUGGUUCUCUCUAGGGGCCUUCAUGCAGCAGGGCUGUGAUAUCUCACCAAGGUCCUUAUCGGGCAGAAUAGUGGGAGGCGUCUGGUGGUUCUUCACCCUCAUCAUAAUCUCGUCCUACACGGCUAACCUGGCUGCUUUCCUCACAGUGGAGAGGAUGGUCUCUCCCAUAGAGAGCGCUGAAGAUCUAGCCAAACAAACAGAGAUCGCAUACGGAACCUUGGACUCAGGAUCAACCAAAGAGUUCUUUAGGCGUUCAAAAAUAGCAGUGUACGAAAAAAUGUGGUCGUACAUGAAAUCGGCCGAGCCCUCUGUCUUCGCCAAGACCACACCCGACGGGGUGGCACGGGUACGAAAGUCGAAGGGCAAAUUCGCCUUUCUUCUCGAAUCCACCAUGAACGAAUACAUUGAGCAGAGGAAACCCUGCGACACCAUGAAAGUGGGCGGCAAUCUGGACUCUAAGGGCUAUGGUGUGGCGACCCCCAAAGGCUCAGCAUUAAGAAAUGCUGUUAACCUGGCAGUUUUAAAACUGAAUGAGCAAGGCCUGUUGGACAAAUUGAAAAACAAAUGGUGGUACGACAAGGGAGAGUGCGGCAGCGGGGGAGGUGACUCCAAGGUCAGCCUCAAUGUCACCGAAAUCGGGUACCAUAGUACAGAGUAAUCGGCAAGCCUGUUAUUCCUGAACCGAGCCAAAAAAAAAAAAAAAAAACAACCAAAAAGAAAAAAAAAUAUGCAUCCUUUCAGUGACCCCACUUUAUUGUGCCACAUUAUCUGAGAGCUAAACCAGAACCCUGACUUGGCUAACGGAGGAGAGAAAAUGACCAGUAUGAUUUUGUCCUACUGAGGAGAAGUCACUUUGUUUUUUUACACACUUCUUGUUAGAGAUGCUGUUUGGUUAGCAGCUGGAGCUGCGCUAGUUCAUUAGCAAUAUUAGCGCUGAGACUGAUGAACUGUUCGUGUUUUAGGAAUCGGAGAAAACAUCCGCCUGGCAGACAGUAAAGAGAGACUCGAGAUUGCCUUCUCGCUUUGCUUCUGCUAGGCAGCUGUCCACGGACGGUGACCUAGUCUUCUUAGUUAGUUUUCUUUUUCUCAGGUAGAAUAGCAACAACUUUUCACCAUUUAUUCCAGAAGUCAAAGGGGAAGCGUGUUAAGUCCCGCCAACCAGAGCAGUGUUUUAAGUGUUAUACUUUUUUAGAAGUAUGAGAGGACAAAUCAAUGUAACAUCCUAAAACUUUAAUGUCUGACAGGACUAAUCGACAGAGUAGAUCAGGACUGGUAAAACACUGACAUAACAGUGUGAUCUGAGGCUUGAGUGGCUAAGAAUAGCACACAUACAUGAGCAUUCUCAUCUCCACACAGGAUCAGAAAUCCAUCACUUCAUUUGAUCCUGGCUAUUUGUCCUCCCUCCACGAGGCCGAUGUUAACCCACACAGCAGGGUAUAUGUGGGACGUGUUGGGCCCAGUCCAGCCCUUAUUUUGUACUCAUGUGGAGGUGAAGAUUAACUGAUGUGCUACCAUUAGACUUUCCAGGUCAAUUCACAUCAUACAGAAGGGCAAAAUCACUUUUAUAUGGAACUGUUCUUGUUGUUUGUUUUGAGAAUAAUAGUCAAAAUGGGGACACACAUGAUGAGGGCUAACAGUGCUUUUUCAUGUGUGUCCCAGACUUAAAAGUGUACAGCAUUAAAAGCCUCAUUUUCAGGACCUUAAAAUUUGCCAAAGUAGAGCACGGAUGUAGUUUCUAUAAUAAAUGCAAUAUAGAGCAUGAAUUUUCUCGACAUGUGAAAGGAUUUAUGAAACCACUAAAAGCAUUUCAAUUUAACUGAAAUCUCUUGCACUCCACCAUAAUACUUCAGUCUACAUUUGCAUAACAUUUGGGAUUGUAAAUGCUAGCUUUUUCUCCACUUAAAAUAUACUAGAUUUUGUUAGUGCUAGAAUAGGUUGUUUAAUCUAAUUUUUUGAGGAAUUGGGGAAGAUUUUUCAUUUGAUUUAAAGUCAACAUGAAAUGGCAUUUACAUAAUGUGACAUUUCUGGGUGAAAUUUUGUUCGGAUUGUUGUUGGAUGUUCGAUAAGAAAACAUUGAUGGAAGGUAUUUGCAAUUUUUGCUAUUAUAGUUUUUAUUAAUUAACUAGCAUCAAAUUACUGCACUGAUUAUUGCAUACUAAGAUUUUAGAAAUUCUACAUCACCCAGAACAGAAAAAGACAACCCAGGUUUAUUGAAAAACAUGCCUCCAAAAAUGUACCUAUACAUACAAUUCACUGCAGUUUCCAGCUGAAAUAAACACUAGCAAUAAAACACCAACUUUCAUUCAUUUUCACACAAAUUUAGAUUAUGGGGGAGACUUGUUUUCAUGUACAAUACUAAGUUCAGUAUCAGUUAUGACUAUUGGUUAGGUUUAGGUUUAGGUUCAGGUUUAGUGUAGGUGGUUCAUUAAUCACAAAUGCGAUAGAACUUUAACCUUUUAGCGCCAAUCAGCAGACAUUUCAUUACAUCAGCCGUAGUUGUUGCAAAACAUUGCCAGACUCAUGCUCACCUGUUUUGGAUAAAACUGAACAUCUUUUAAAGUGUUGCGAAACUGCAAGAAGCAAAGCAAUCAUAAAAGGUUGCCAUAAGCAUAUUUUUCCAAUGAGCCUGGGUUGGAAAAAGGCAUAAAAAUGCCUACAUAGCUGGUACAGCCUUGGUGACAUCAAUCAAAAGCAAAAACUGUUUCUGAGGAGGAGCAAGUAAUUAUAUUUUGAUCAAAGAUUACCUUUUUUUUUUUUUUUUUGGAAUAGCAUGCACUAAUGAACUAGAAAUGUGUAUUCAGCCAGAACAUAAGGCCAGUUUUGAUUUCAUGUUGACUUUAAUUGUAAUUUCUUUCCAUAGUUUCCUAUUUCCUGAAAAUGGGGCCUCUCUAAUAACAUCUGUACUAGUUGUUAGGGAGCAGGUUUUUCAGUACAAACAAAAGCAUUGUGCCCCCUGCCUGUGGAUGAAGGUGAAAGGUUAUGUGAGCUUUCAUAAUCACCUUCUUUGUUCCAGCUCUCUGUUUUUGCAGUUUGCAGUGAUUUGAAGCCCCCAUUAGUCGACACGCAGUGGAUGGGCUAGCUCUAAUGAUCUAAUGCAGCGAGGCUGCAGUGGCGCGUCUGGACCCAGCCGCACAGCCAGCUGUGGAAAAACACAACAAAAAGAGAGAAAAACAGGAGAGAAAUCCACAUUAAGCCACCUGCGACAAACAGACAUCAUGAGUCACACAACCCGUUCUCCUCUCGGCCCCUGGCAGCCCGCUGCCAUCCUUGCUGCUGAUAGGUUUCCCACUCCAGUCGCUCCGAGGAUAAUUACAUUGUUAAUCAAUGUCUCUCCCCAAGCUAAAAGAAAUGUUAGGACCACAUAGCUAAAUCAGCAGCAGCCAUGAGAAAUGUAAAGAACAUUUAAGCAACUAAUUAUGUCUAGACGAGUGAUGGCACGGCUUUCUAUUAUAGUCAAAACAAAACAAAAUUCCAUUUUAGAGGUUUACAUUACAUUUUAGAAAAAUGGCGUUCUCUAGCAACAGACUUAAAGUCAACAUGAAAUGAUAAUCGCAACCCAUUUGGCAUGCAGUUAAAUGCGAUAUUCUUCAAGAAAAAAAGUGAGACUUUAUUUCCGUUAACAAGAACUGAUUGCAUUUCAUGGAAAAAAUUGUGCAGGAUGUACUUUGAGACAGAAACUGCUAGUAAAUUUCACAAGUAAUUACAGUGUAAUUUUGAAGUAGACAGACUAAAACAGUAUUUUGUUUUUUUCUGUAAAACAUACUCCGGUCAUCUUUAUUAACUUAAUUAUUUGCAGUGAAGGACACAAGACAUUCAGAGGCAGAGCAAGUUAUUGCAUUAUGAUGAAAGAUUACAAAAGCAAAUAUAUUUUUUUCUUUGGAGUAUUGUGCAGUAUUGCUUCUUUUGGAGAGUCUUGCACAAUAAGAAAUGCAUGUAUAUUAUGGAAAUGUAUUGAUUUCGUGUUGACUUUAAUGAAUAGCAUUGCGUUAACUGUAUAUAAUUGAAGAGCACUACCCAAAAAUGGCCACCACAUCAAUCGUUGAUCACAGUUUUUCGUUAGCCGCUAAUGCUAAUGUUAUUUACAGUACCCGCAGCUACCGAUUAGCGACACUAGCCUUUGAUGUAGCGCGACUAGGCACCGGUUCGGUUAACUCCAGCACCCAGGUAACACAGUGUUUUACUUUGCAAAUGCUUUGACUCAUCUGUGUACGGUCUUGUUUACUUUUGUAUGUGUGUUUGCCUGUUUGGUUUCUUUGUACUCUCCGCCUGUAAUCCGUUCACAGAGUCCUAACGCCAGCUCUCCUCAGCCUGAGCAAAAUACUACUGGUAAUUUUCGUUGGUCUGUCAGUCAGUCGAGGGUUCCAGUGGAGAUCCACAUUCUCAGAUGCUCAAAUUAACCAAGACGCUUCUCUGCUUUUAUAGCCACGCAGGCGAUCUCUUCAGAAACCUGCCCGUUCUUCUCUUAACAGUGUAUGCCGAUUACUCAAAGCGAUACGGGUAGGUCCUGGCACACUAGCUUAGCCCUGGUGAAUGGAAGGUACUAGUCAGAAUGCCUGCCACAUGUGUGUUGAUAAUGGCCAGGAGCCCUGCUUUAUCGCUUUGUAAAGUAUGAAGUAGUUAAGACUUGAAUAACAUAAAAUAACAUAAUAUAAUGUUAUUUAUGUUAUUUCCCACGUGAAGAACUCCUGUAAACCUUGCAGUAUUGAAACUCAGUGAACAAGGCAUCUUAGCCAAGCUGAAAAACAAAUGGUGGUACGAUAAGGGUGAAUGUGGAACCAAGGACUCGGGAAGUAAGGUCAGUCGCUGCAGGUCUUUUGUACU
Molecule: messenger RNA, 6814 nt
Organism: Onychostoma macrolepis
Lineage: Eukaryota; Metazoa; Chordata; Actinopteri; Cypriniformes; Cyprinidae
Gene: gria3b
Product: glutamate receptor, ionotropic, AMPA 3b
Exons: 14
Coding region: 204-2651 (815 amino acids)
Biological process (GO): synaptic transmission, glutamatergic; monoatomic ion transport; modulation of chemical synaptic transmission
Cellular component (GO): plasma membrane; postsynaptic membrane; AMPA glutamate receptor complex
Molecular function (GO): AMPA glutamate receptor activity; transmitter-gated monoatomic ion channel activity involved in regulation of postsynaptic membrane potential
Source: RefSeq, a predicted model, not a curated record